GUGGUAAAUUGCACGAAGGGCAUUAACUAGGGUUGCAAAAUACGGCACCCACUGGGAUUGUGUGCGUUAAGGUUGUUGUUGCUGAGAAAGAGACAAGAUCGAAGCGGUCCUUUCUCCCCCGGCGUUGUAAUUAACAGCAGCUCGACGAUCGUGGGAUAGUGGGAAACGUCAGGGAUCAUUGGCUAGAGGGGAUGGAGUUUAGUCACUGCGGGAAGCGACUCCGUGGUCAUGGUGGUGAAGGGUCUCACUACCUCGUCAGGGCAUGCGUUGCAGGUGCUUCAUCGCGACCCGGCUGUUUUUUAAUCGGUUCUCAUUUCGCUGCAGUGUGCUCCCGCAUGCACCUAAACCGCAGAUGUGACCUACCACCUCCUGGCCGCUGGCACUGAUGGAGUGAAUUGCAUUUGAAUCCAAUGUUUCUGUUACGCAAGGCGGUUGCCAGUAGGUGUGCGCGAUACGUUGUUGUGACAACGUGAAGCGCUGCAUUCGGAGUUUUUAUAUAGUGUUAAGUCUUGGUGAAGAUCAGAGGGUGGCACGAUGACGCCCAUCUCGGAGGCGAAGGGGAAGUCGUGCUCGAAGCAGCCGGUGAAAUUUAUUCAGUUGAUCUCGUUUUUAUUGCUGUUCUUCCUCGUAGGCGAGUUUUUCUUGCAAAAAGAGCUCGCCAGCAGUCCGAGGGCACGGGUAGCGUGCUCACGGUUCGAGAGGGACGCUCUUGCAGUGCUGCGGCUCGGAGAAUCAUGGGACAGCAGUCUUUUGGCUGCUCCAGUUCUUGUGAAUUCGCCAACGGUGCAUGAGACGUUCAGUUCCGAUGUUGUCGUGCACUGGGACAAUCUCACCGAGCUUGCACCAAAGGGGCUGCGAACUCACAUCGACACAAGAGACAGUGACAAUGUUCGCUUCAUGCGCUACGGGAUGCCGCCUCUGAAGAAUGUGUGCAUCACUCCCAAGGGGACAAUCGUGGUGGUCGGUUUGUCUCCGGAAGAAUUUUUGCAGGACCUUGCAGCAGCAGGGAAAGUCAUGGUUUCCGAAUGGGGCGAGACAUAUAACUGCUCAUCGAACUGUCCAGGCUCAGCUUUUGAAAAAGACACACCGAAGGACGCCUUGUGGCUCGCUGGAAACACUACACACAUAGUUCCAUACCUUGGGAAUGUUUUCCACCAUUUUUCCGAGCGCGUGUGGCCGCUUUUGUCUGGUUUUCAGGAUCCAGUUGACGGGAGCUACACACCUGUGAACCAUUAUUAUGUGCACCGCAUGCACAAAUGGCUGGAACAGGCUCACCACAACAUGGACCGCAACACAUUCAUGUACCAAGUUGCGAUACUGGCGAAAACCGCUGCACCGGGGGCAAAGUUUCUUCAGCACGGAGAAAAUGAGGCUCGACCACUGUGUUUUGAGAGCCUAACUCUUUCAGCUGACGCAACUGGAAGAAUGACUCCACACCUAGGGCUGCAGAACUUCGGUCCAGCUAUCGACCGUUAUCGCAAAGCAGCCUACAGCUACUUCCGGAUUCCAGACCCGAAGUUGUCCACCCCACCACGCCCCAUGCGAGUCACGCUCUAUGGACGAGGAGAUGCUUCUCGGAGACGGAUAGUGAACAUUGAUGAAGUGGCACAGCACCUUCGCUCAAUGACGCAACCGCCUCUGCUUGUGACAAUUGUUGAUGAGCUUCUGGCAAGUGGCGCUUACAACCAGUCAUUGCCGGAGGUUGUUUCGCUCAUGGCGCAAACUGAUGUGUACAUUACACCGCACGGUGCGAACACCUGGGCUACGUUGUUCAUGCCAAAACGUGCGGCCGUGAUCGAGAUUUACGGACCUUGUGGUCCUACGACAUGGUUGGCGUCGACCAUUGUUCCUGCACUCGAGCUGAAGCACAUGACGCAAGGAAAUCCGUGGGGUGAGCGGGUUGCAGCUCUUUCAGCUGGCAAUACGACAGAAUGCAAGAGCUCUUACCACACGCCCCACUUCACAGUCGACCUCGCCAAGCUCGACGAAGAAAUUCGGUCCCUGCGAGUGCCUGCUGGCCCCGGCGAUCGAUUGCCUCUCUACUGGCUGUACAAUUGGAGUACCAACUCAUACUGAAACCUUUUCACAUUUUUCGGCACCGCAGUUCCUUUUCUUCCAGUAGCGUGAAGGCGAUUUCAGAUUUGAAGUCCACAUCGAAACCUUCAGGUCGUAAUGCUCAAGUUGUUGAAGGUGGUGUUGGCGUUGUGCCGAGAUAUGUUCAUCCAGUUGCCACAGCGGCAUGCCGAGUUUUUUUCCUUGUUUUGUGAUGUCCUGCGAAGACUCAAACGAUUUUUCCUACAGGAAUGCAUCUGCAGUUGGUUGAAGUACUCGAAUGUCAUGUACAAAGUGACAUGAAUAGUAGCGGGAGUCAUAGUCGUAGGACUUCUGGCAGAUUACUCCAUUACUUGACUUGAAGGUGGAUUAACUACAAACACAUUCAACUUGAGAAUUGUUCGCACCGUGAAGAGAUUCUUCAGUUCUACAGCAUUUAGGUGACACUGAUUCACAUCUAAACAGAGCAAUUGGAGCGGAGGGAGACACACGGAUUCAUGCUUUCCCCGGGGCUCUCAACAUGCUGUAAUAAGAUGUUGUCUGUAGCUGUAUAGAGAGGGGAGAGGGAUGACAAAAACAAUUAAACAAUACUGUCUUGCAUUUACCGUUGCAUGAAUGUCUUGUAACCCAAAAACAUAUCUUCAAGUGCUUUUCAAUUUUUUCCAUUAUAGUACUCAAUAGUGGGCAUCGAGGAAGCUGUGACACUUGAUAAAUUUUAGAGAAUCUUCACAUUUUGAUAAAUCCUUCCUUGGGAUAUUUUUUCCAAUAAUGCAAUGUACCCACAGAAAUGAAGAAAGUUUCACUUUGAAAGCA
Physcomitrium patens is the source of this 2865-nucleotide messenger RNA. RefSeq lists its product as uncharacterized. Gene Ontology annotation, molecular function: glycosyltransferase activity. The record is from RefSeq and is a predicted model, not a curated record. Lineage: Eukaryota; Viridiplantae; Streptophyta; Bryopsida; Funariales; Funariaceae.